AUGGCGGGAGACGCCGAGGGCAUCCUGCGCUACGAGGAGCGCAUCGCUGGGCUGCUGGCGACGGUGGCCCGGCUGCACCGGAGGGCCGAGCAGCUGCAGCGCCGCACGGGCAGGGAGGAUGAGGAGGGCUGGGAGGGCACCGCCAGCCUCCCCGCUGCCAGCCCGCAGCCCCAGCGCCUCGACGGCACGCUUGACACCGCCACCGGUCUGGAAGCCCACAGCCCCGACCUCUUUGCGGACCUGCAGCACGCCGUGAGCUCGCUGGAGCGCACCGUCUUCUCCCGGCACCGGCGGGCACCGGUGCAGCCUGUGCCCGGCGAGGAGUGGGCGCGGGCGGCCAAGAGCCUGGAGGAGCUGGACCGGACACCGGGCUGGGCUGGGAGGGCGAUGCACUGGGGCCCGGAGAAGGGAGCAGGCGAGGGGCUGCCGGAGGAGGAGGCGGCAGUGGCGGCGGCAGCGGCAAGGAACGCGGCACUGUGGGCGGCCCUGGGGCACCGGGACGAGGAGCUGAGCCAGGCCACCGCCUCGCUGCGGGCGCUGCGGGGGGAGCGCGACCGGCUGCAGCAGAAGGUCCGGGACCUGCGGGAUGCUCUGUCCAGGCUGGAGGAGCCGGGGGGCUCUGGCAGUGACACCCCCGGGCUCGGCAGCCCCCCGGGGCAGGGGGAGCCCCGGCUGCCCCAGGACUUGCCCCAGUGCGGCGAUGGUGCUCAGCCCCACGGCGUGCAGCCCCACAGCCCCCUCUCCCCCCAACCCUCGGAGGGUGCCAGCCAGGAGCAGGAGGAGCGGGUGCAGCAGCUACAGGGGUGCCUGGGGAGGCUGCAGGAGGUGAACCGGCAGCUGGCGGCCGCGUUGCAGGAGUGCAAGAGCGAUGCGGAGCGGCUCAGCAUGGUGCUGGGCCAGCACGAGUCCCGCAGCACCGCCCUGCGCCUGGCCCUGCGCUGCAGCGAGCGCUGCGGGGGGGCCUACGCCGCCCUCCUCGAUCUGAUGCGGGCCAAGCUGGGCAGGGAGGAGGAUGGUGCCCGUGGCGGAGCCGCAGGGGAGCAGAGCCCGGGACACGGAUGGGGGUCCAGCCCCACGCCGACGGAGGGGCCGCAGCUCCCGGGCCGAGCGGAGCGGGAUGGCCAGGAGGAGAGCAGGGACAGCGGCUCCCCCGGGCUGCAGAGCACCCCAGCACCCCACGGGAUGGAGGAGGGGGCCCUGCGCGAGCACAUCCGCCGGCUGCGUGCGGAGCAGGCAGCCGUGGAGGCGUCCCUCCACGAUGCCCCGGCACCCACCAGCACCCACCGCAGCAAGGACGCCCGAGCCCGGGCUGAGCGGGUGCUGCGGGACGCCAGGGCUCUCCUGCCCGGCUGGAGGCGGCCGGAGAAAGCAGAGCUGCUGCGGGACUUGGCGAUGCUCAAG
Messenger RNA from Gymnogyps californianus (California condor), 1401 nucleotides. RefSeq names its product harmonin-binding protein USHBP1-like. The transcript has 10 exons. The record is from RefSeq and is a predicted model, not a curated record. Lineage: Eukaryota; Metazoa; Chordata; Aves; Accipitriformes; Cathartidae. The annotation marks the transcript as partial.